AUGACCUAUGUUCGCAUCCUUAUUGCUCUUGCUGCUUCUUGUAUCUGGCCUUUUUACCAACUUGAUGUUAAAAAUGCCUUCUUACAUGGGGAUCUUCAUGAAGAAAUUUAUAUGCAACCACCUCUUGGUCUUUCCCAUUCAUCCAGUCAUGUUUGUCGGCUUUGGAAGGCUUUAUAUGGCCUUAAACAAGCUCCCCGAGUUUGGUUUGAAAAAUUUCAGUCUACUAUUCUUUCUUUUGGAUUUCAUCAAAGUGAAAAUGAUCAUGCCUUAUUUAUUCAUACUUCUGCUCGCGGGCUCAUUGCGUUACUUUUGUAUGUUGAUGAUAUGAUAAUUACUUGCGAUGAUCUUGAUUGUAUUCAUUCCGUUAAAUCCUAUCUCCAGCAACAAUUUGACAAGAAAGAUCUUGGCCCUCUUCGAUAUUUUUUGGGGAUUAAAGUGGCAUAUAGUCCCCGAGGAUAUAUAUUGUCUCAACAAAAAUACACUGCCGACUUGCUAUCUCGUGCUGAGCUCACUGAUACUGGUACUGUGAGUACUCCUAUGCAGCUUCACCAAAAACUAACUCCAACUAUGGGCGAACCUCUCACUAAUCCUACGCGUUAUCGUGAGCUAGUUGGUGCAUUAGUCUAUCUCACUAUAUCUCGCCCCGACAUUGCUUAUGCGGUUCAUAUUGUUAGUCAAUUUAUGCAGGCGCCUACUUCUGUUCACUAUGUUGCUCUUUUACGUAUCUUGCGCUAUUUGCGAGGAAGUAUUCAUCAAAGUCUAUUUUUUUCUUCCUCUUCCAAGCCUCAACUUCGUGCCUAUUGUGAUGCUGAUUGGGCUGGAGAUCUUACUGAUCGUUGGUCUACCACUGGCUAUUGCGUUUUCUUUGGAAAUUCUUUGAUUUCUUGGCGUUCAAAGAAACAAGAUAUUGUCGCCAAAUCUAGUACAGAAGCUGAAUAUCGUGCUAUGUCCUCUGCCGCCUCAGAAAUUGUAUGGCUUCGUCGACUCCUUGGUGACCUCGGUGUCCAGUGCUCUACUUCCACACCUUUAUAUUGUCACAAUCAAAGUGCUAUCAAAAUUGCGAAUAAUCCUGUCUUCCAUGAACGUACUAAACAUAUCGAAAUUGAUCGUCACUUUGUGCGCCAUUAUUAUAUUAAUGGAUCGAUAUCUCUGCCGUUCAUUCCCUCUGCUCAACAACUUGCUGAUUUUUUCACCAAAUCUCAGACUACUCAACGACAUCAAUACCUUCUAUCCAAACUCUCAGUGUUUACUUCACCUUGA
Ananas comosus (pineapple) is the source of this 1260-nucleotide messenger RNA. RefSeq lists its product as uncharacterized. Bases 1 to 1260 code for a protein of 419 amino acids. The transcript has a single exon. The record is from RefSeq and is a predicted model, not a curated record. Lineage: Eukaryota; Viridiplantae; Streptophyta; Magnoliopsida; Poales; Bromeliaceae.